AGAACGUGUUUCUAGAUGGUCUACCCAUCAGCAGUCUUUAUUACUGGCGCCAACCGGGGGAUCGGAUUUGGUUUGGUGCAAGCAUUUCUCAAAAUCAGCCAAGUAGAGCACGUAAUAGCUGGUGCCAGGAACCCCGAUAAUGCUAAAGAUUUGAAAGCAAUCAAAGACGAUCGACUGAAAAUAGUAAAAAUAGACAUCGAAAACGAGCAGUCGAUCAAGGAUGCUUACGCCGAGGUGGAGAAGAUUGUAGGGGACCGUGGAUUAAACCUUCUAGUAAACAACGCCGGUGUUUUACCUCCAUAUUUCACCAAUGGACCGAUAUCUAGAGAAACAUUGGCAAAGUGCAUGAAUGUGAACUUACUGGGGACAACAAUCGUCAGUCAGACUUUUCUACCUCUCCUGAAAAAGGCCUCUGCUCAUGUAUCCGGCGAUCACUGGGGCGUUGAUCGAGCUGCGAUUGUGAAUAUAUCUAGUGGAUGGGGUUCUAUCAGCGAAAAUACCGAUGGGUCAGGUGAAUUGGGAGCUCUUGCAUACAAAGUCAGCAAGGCUGGUGUGAAUCAGCUCGGUAAAACGAUGGCUGUUGACUUGGUUAAGGAUAAAAUUAUCGUGACGCAAUUUUGCCCAGGUUGGGUACAGACUGAUAUGGGCAAUAUGAAUGGACGAACAGCUGCUGUUACUGUGAGCGAUUCCGCCUCAGCCUUGCUCGACUCAAUGUCAAAGCUGCAAAAACAACACAGUGGCGGUUAUUACGAACGUCAUCUAAAAGUCAUUCCUUUUUAAUUUGAGGAAAUUUUGUUGACAUAUUUUCUUUGAUAGCGAUGCCUGCAUUUUUGAUGAAUCUAUAAUUGCAUCCUUUGGUAUUGUCACUAUGCAAAUGUUCCAGAAUUCUCCCCAUGGUUGCUACCGCAGCGCAACGCUUUGCUGCUCUUGACUUAUUUGCGUAGAAGAAUCCGAAUUGAAUGUCUCAAAAAACGCGUCAAAGGCGGCGUAAAGGCGAAAAGUCUGCGAAGUGGUGCUAUGGAAAGAACGCUGGGACGCAGACC
Messenger RNA from Cylicocyclus nassatus, 1043 nucleotides. The record is from the annotation of a GenBank genome assembly. NCBI's taxonomy places the organism in Eukaryota, Metazoa, Nematoda, Chromadorea, Rhabditida, Strongylidae.